Molecule: messenger RNA, 6866 nt
Organism: Heteronotia binoei (common prickly gecko)
Lineage: Eukaryota; Metazoa; Chordata; Lepidosauria; Squamata; Gekkonidae
Product: NAC-alpha domain-containing protein 1-like
Exons: 9
Coding region: 1-6690 (2229 amino acids)
Biological process (GO): protein targeting to membrane
Cellular component (GO): nascent polypeptide-associated complex; cytoplasm
Source: RefSeq, a predicted model, not a curated record
AUGCCCGGAGAGGCAGCCCGGGAGGCCAAGGCACCGCAGACGGCAGAUGGCUCUCGGAAUACCUCCGCUUCCUCUACCCCAAGUGGCGAUGUCCUGACUCCGCUGCAGAUCUCCCCGAUGGCUGCCCCUGCCUUCCAGGCUGACCCACCCCUGGAUCCCACCCUGUGUGGCAAAGGAGGGCCAGGAUUCCCUUCGACCAAGAAAGAAGACCGCCCUCAGCCCGAAGGAGCCAGCUGCGACGCAGCGGUUGGCAGCAUCGCUGCCGGUCUGGCUGCCCUGAGCGAAUGUGGGCACGUCAUGAUGGAACCAGACCCCAAAGCCCAGAAGGGGGUCCCAAAAGGUCUCGCGGCCCCUCUGACAAGUGUAGACAUGUUGGACACCAGGGUAGUGAUGGGGGAGGAGACACAGUGCCUCAGCGAAGAGGAAGACACGGGGGGAGCUGAGCUGCAGGCCCUGGAAGCGGCCAUCUUGGAGGCCGGCUUUGGUGAAGCAGAACAGAAGGAGGCAGAGGAGGAGGCGCUGGAAGCUGCUGAGGAGCUCCCUGUGAAACCUCCCCGUCAGGUAGCGAAAGACUUGAGCAACCGUCAAGCUUGCCUCUCUCUGCCGGGCCUGCAGCCUCAGGAGCUUGAGGUUAUCGUGGCAGCGGCAUCCCUCUCUCAGGGCGACCCUCCGGCCGAAGUGCCUUCCCCCUCUCCCACACUUGCCAAAGACCUUCCCUCUGAGCUGGCUGAGGCCCAGCCCUCGCCUCUCAAGACCACCUGCGGCCUGGACCCCGAGCUCUACUUCACGGCUCCCUCGACCCCCAUCAAGACUGUCUUUUCCCACCUCAGGCCUCACCCGUUCUCCAAAGACAGCCUGAGUGAGGAGCCUGGCGAUUUGGACAGCGAAGGCCUCUGCUCCCCACCCACCUCCCCCUCGGGGUCCUACAUCACAGCUGAGGGAGGCAGCUGGGCCUCCUCAGGGACAGCCAGCACCUCCCCGUCCUGUUCGCCCAACCUCAUAGCUGAAUCUGAAGCCAUGGAGGUCCCAGCGGCUUAUGGGGAGCCUCUGUCAGAGCUGGAUCUUUCAGAGGGUCUGACGGGGCUCUCGCAAGCAUCAUGUCUGUCUCCCGAGUUGGAGGGAGAGGCAGCCUUCCGCACACUUUCUUCCGGCACUUUAGUUCAUUCUCUGUUUCCCACUGAGGAUGACGAGGGUGAGGAUGAUGGGCAGACGACGCCGGAGGAGGACGGAGGAGACUGGGGUUACGAGAUAACUGCUGCGGGGCUAGACCCUUACAAGACCCUCGCUGAGGUAGCAAAGCAGAGCAGCAAGAGUUUGGGCCACAAGCUGUUCAAAGGCGAGGAGGUUCCUACAGGAGAGCCAGUCGGGUCCAGCCCCUCCUCCUGUCCACUGGCUGCCUUCUCAGGGUUUCCACCGGAGAGACCUGCUAGUCCUCCUGGGGUCCACACAUCUGACGCUGACCUAUCCAGCAGACUGCGAGCUGAGGUGGUGGCGUCGUCCCCUGAUGACACUGCAGAGAGCACAGAAAACGAUCAGAUGAUUCCUGCAUUGCUUCUGCCUUUCCACGGGAGCCUGAUCUUUGAGGCAGAAUCCAUGGAGAUAACACUGUUCCCCCAGGGGGAGCCGGUGGAGAACGACACCCUCUAUGGCGUGGAGGACGAUGCCAGCACGUCCACCUCCUUCCUGCAUUCCCUCUCGGAGACCUCCAUCAACGAAGGGGUCGAUGAAUCCUUUGCUUUCCAAGAUGACACCUCCCAGUCCUCUGACUCGGCCUCCUAUAACGGGGAUGACGACGAGCGGCUGUACAGCAUCGAGCAGUAUGCCGUGGUCCCGGAAGCUGCUCUGCAAGAGACCAAACCUGCCUCCGUAGAGAUCCCGGGGACGGAAACAUCCCACUUGGGCAGCGAAAGUGAGAUGGAGACCUCCUCUGAUGCAUACAACACCGACGAGGAAGACUCUGGGUCUGCAGGGGGUGAACAACAGCCCCCAGCAAAGGGGCAACUAGGGGGGAAUGGAUCCUCCCAGGACCAGCCAAAAGAGAACGAAAGAUCCCAGGAGGGACAGAUACAGGGAAAUUUGAACUUUGAGCUGGCAGAUGCCUCCAGAUUGCAAGCUGUGCCCGACGAGCAAGAGGGCCCUGGUGAUUCUUCUGAAUGUUCCGGAAGCAGCAGCAGCGUUCCUUCCCCUGGUCAGGAGUGGGGGUCUCCGCUACAGGAGGAUACGGCGGCAUCCUCUGGAGGGCUGGAUCACAGGGCCAGGUCAGAUGAGGAAGAAGACUCUCAAGGGGAAACAGGCUCCUCCCGCAGCUCCCCGGAGCACCAGUCUCUGUCCGAUGUGCAAGAGGCUCUGGGGAGAGGGGUCCCUGACUCCAGGGAGUGCCUGAUUGCCUGUUUUGAUACAGACGAUGAAGCAGAUAACCUUCCUUCUUUGGACGCUACCAUGGAGAAUCCUGAGCUGGCAGGACAAGUCUCUGAAGAAUGGAUCGACCACGUUUACAUGGGAGCUGCCAUCCCUCUGGGUUGGGACCCCAAACCGUAUCAGUCUGUAGAGUUCGCAACCACGGAGUCUGCUGACUCGUCUGCUGUUGACAUUGGUGCCCGGCUGAAAGAAUCAGAAGAACGGCUGCUGGAACUCCUGGACCGAGAUGAGGCUGCUUCUGGGGGAGGCUCACCAGAGCUGGGGAGGCAGGACGGAAGGGAGCCGGAUGUUGGUCCAGAGAAGGGGGAGGCACCAUUUGUGUCCCUCCUUGAAUCCUCUGAGGAGGCCAUCUUGGAACAGCCGGAAGUGACGCGAGCGGACGAGCCCACAGGGGAGUGCCUGUUUGCCUGUUUCGAGUCUGAAGAUGAGCUGGAGGAGGCCUCGUCUCUCGACCUGAUGAACAACAAUGAGGACCACGUGGUGGUGGCCUUUUCUGACACAGACCCAGAUUCCAAGCUUUUAACAGGACUGAGUGAGGCACAGGAGAAGACACUCCUGGCUGCCCCAGAGGUCACCUUAGAGGCAGCUGCCCCACUGCCACAAGACUCCCCUCUGUCCCACAAGGACGUCAAGGUACCUGAGAUGGAAUCCUGCAUCGGACAAUAUCCAGCCAGCAAAAAGCAGGAACCGGGCGAUAAAGCCCCUUCUGAACCUCUCCAGAAGCGCUCACAGACCGGAGAGUCCAAAGAGUCCAAGACGGCAGAUCUUCAGCCCAGUGAGACCAGCCACACGCCAAAGUCAGAAGAAAGGGGCAAGGACGCAGAUGAAGCUCAAGAGGAACCGAGAGAACGUGUCCAGGGCAAGGACUGGCUGGGAGAAGAGGCUUCUGAACCAAAGGAAGCUACCGAAAUGUUGGAGGAGAAAAAACCGUUGUCAACAUUGCCCUCCUCAGACCAGAACUGGGACACUCCCUCAGAGGAGGAGGAAGUGACCUCAGAAUUUGAAAGCGAAGAAUGCAUUCAGGCAGACUCCGCCCCUGAAACCUUCCUUGGGGAAGCAGCCUCCUAUCUAGACCAACUUGAAGCUAAGCGCUCGAUCUCUGAGGCCUCGUCUGACUCAAGGCCUCCAGCAUUCCAGGGAGCUGAUGUGCCCCUCGGGGGCUUUGAAGAGCCCAGCCUGAGAGACGAUAACAUGAAUCUAGUGCAGGCUCAGGACGCUGAGGCUACUGAGGUGCUUGCAGUGGCCAAGGCCAGCGAUCCUGGGCUGUGGUCAGCAAAUUCUGAUGAAAGGAGGGGGCGCACAGAAGAUAUGGGGAGGAUUCCCAGCGCCGUGGCUGACUUGGGCUCCAGCGAGGCAGCUGGCAGAAGAGGGCCCACCAAAGAGCCACAACUUGGGAGUGCCCAGAUUCCAGAGUCCCAGACAGCAACCAAAGAUGCUGAGCUCUCCAUUCAACAGGAGGCUCCGAGUAUUGAAGAAAGAGCUGAGUAUCUACUCGCUUCAGAAGAUGCCGGUUAUUCGGACACCAGCGCUCAGAUCUGUGGAGCCGUGCAGAGCACUCCGGUUGUGGAAAAGGUAGCAAAACCUUUCGUAGUCGGUGCCGGCGACCAGCCCAGAGAAGGCCUGCAGUUCGAGAAGAAGACAUUCGCUCAGGCUUUGCUGCAAGGUCUAAUGCAGGCUUCGGAAGCUGAGCUGCUGUGGCGGGAAAAGGAUGCCGCGAGGUCUCCCCCAGAGCUGCCUGAGGUCUCCCUUUCGUCCUCGUAUACAGACUCCAGCUUCUUCACAGCGGCCGAAUACAGUUCCACUGAGAUGGUUGUGCUGCCGACAUCUACAGACUCCGAGAGAGGAGACCUGUCGUCUCCUGAGCAAGCCAAGGGCAGCCCAGCCUAUGCAGUGGAAGAGAGCCCUUCUCUCUGGGGACAGCCAGAGUCUCUCCGGUGGGAGACAGGACAGGGGGGUGUGACGGAAGAGGGACCUUCCCAGCCAAACAUGGCCCUGUGUCUGCAUCACACAGCUGCUCUUGCUCCAACAGCCGGGUCACCCGGCUCACGGCGUGCGAAAGCACAGAGGGAUGCAGCGUCGGUGCUGAGUAACGGCCGGCAACUUUUCUUUGCUUCCGAAGAGGAGAUUUUCUUGACUGAGCCCAGUCUCGCUCAACGUGACCUUUCCCGGGCAUCAGCGGAGCCCGCUGGUGCCGCGGGCCGUUCAGGGACCAUGAACCGUGGCGCCGCCAUGGCCGAUUCUGAGACUGUUGCUCUCGAGAGCUCUCCAGCUACGUGUAGCCAGCUCGAACCGCCCGGUGCCUUGUUGCAAAGUUCUUCUCAGUUCACGGAGCCUCCAUAUGUUCUCACGGAUCAGCAACAAAUCGCCAGCAUGCUGCAAGGGUCCUUCGGGAGCAAGAACGAGCAGAGAGCGGGGGGCGUUUCUCUCCAGAGCGGCCUGCUGGUGGCCGAAGCACAAAGCCUUCUCGGCAGCCUUAAGGGAGGCGUCUUGGAGAGUUCCUCUGGGAGAGCCUCACCAGACCUGACAGAUGUUGAGGAUUUGGAAAAAACGGACACUUCGACUCCUCCUCUGGACGCUGCUGCUGCUGGUCAAGAACGUGACGCCUCUCAGCCUUCUGCGGAGGAAGCAAGAGAAGAGGGCCAGCUGUGGACGGAGGGGCUUGAAACUGCCCCCCAAGCUGAAGCUGCUUCGCCACCUUCAGAGGAAAGCCCAGAGGAGGGGUGGCGGCUGAGGACAGCUGCGUCAGAGGAAGCAGACCAGCCGGGCAAAGCAGAAGAGGUCUGCCUUCCCCAGGAAGAUGCUGGUGGGCCUCCGGCGCCAAGUUUGCCAGAAGACAAGCCCCUCCAAGUUGUGGAUGCUGAUUUAGUAGCAGAGGAGGGACCGAGGGAGGCCCUAGAAGGGACCAGAGAAGAGGAUACCACAAGAGAAGCCGGAAGCCCAAAGAUGGCGGAGAGCGAAGAGGAAGCGGAAGCAAAGGCCCCUGAUGCUGCAGAAGGCACAGGACCUCCUGCUCUGGCUUCUGCCCCCUUGCUGCCUUCCAGCUCCCCCGUUCCUCCACCACAGUCCCCCCAAACACCCAAAGCACCAUCGGAAGCACCUCCUCCCCUCACCCAUUCGACGUCUCCCUUGCAGGUGGAGCUGCCUGCCUCUCUUCCCUUGGAGCUGGCUUCUGCCCCGCCGCCUCGUUCUGUGAGCUCAAAACCCCAAGAAGUGCCUGCUGUCUCGCCCUCACUGGUGCUGCCGCCCCCUCCCAUGCAGAAUCUCCCCCCAGAUCCCGCUGCCCCCUCUGGGCUUCCCGCUCCUCCUGCAAGCCCCGGGGAGGAACUCACUUGUGCCGAAGAGACCCCCUUCCUCCUGCAAGACGCCAGGAAGCAGCCAGCGGAAGUCCUCCAGAGUCCCCGGCCUUCCUUGCCCUGCAGAGACCAGCCUCCAAGUAGCAAGGAUUCCAGAGGCCGGAACCGGUUGCCUGGGAACAAAGACUCCAGAGGGAAGGACUUCCUCUCUGCGGUAGAGAAGAGGACGGAUCGCGGGCCCUUGCUGCUGGACUCGAGCUCCUCCAGCGAGAGGGAGCUGCCGUACCGCUGCCCAGAGAUCGAGAGCCUCAGAGAAGCCACUGGGAUGGUCCUCCUGGAGGAGAAGAAGCCCUUGGGGGGUAGGGGAGCCCAUGAAGCCAACCACAAAGAGUCCGGCAACGAUUCAGAAAGCAACGAAGGCUCUCUUCCGGAACUGGAGGAGCCGGAGGUUUCAGCACCACGGACAGCUCAGACGCAGGCACAACUGACACACUCCUUGGGGACAGGCGAAGAAUCCAUCAGCAAAGCGAAACAGAGCCGGAGCGAGAAGAAAGCACGCAAGGCCAUGUCCAAGCUGGGGCUGCGGCAAAUCCACGGCGUUACCAGGAUCACGAUCCGGAAGUCCAAGAACAUCUUGUUUGUGAUCACCAAGCCGGACGUCUUCAAGAGCCCCGCUUCCGAUAUCUACAUCGUCUUUGGGGAGGCCAAGAUCGAGGACCUCUCACAGCAGGUGCACAAGGCGGCCGCCGAGAAGUUCAAGGUCCCCAUGGAGCACUCGCCUUUGAUCACCGAGACAGCCCCCACCUUGACGAUCAAGGAGGAGAGCGAGGAGGAGGAAGAGGUGGACGAAACAGGUCUGGAGGUGAGAGAUAUCGAGCUGGUCAUGGCCCAAGCAAACGUGUCGCGGCCCAAAGCAGUGCGGGCGCUUCGGCACAACAACAACGAUAUUGUCAACGCCAUCAUGGAGCUGACCAUGUAGCGACCGGCUGGCAGGUACCCAUCCCUCUCCCCGGCCUCUGCCCCCCCCUUCUGUAUAGAUGCACAGUUACUCCUGUCCAAUACAGCUGUUGUUCGUUAGGACUUCCAGUUACUAGUCCCAACUCUUCUGCAUUUGAUGCUGCUGCUCAAUAAAACAGUAUAUUCACUUGAACUGCA